GCACUGAUCAAAAGUAUGGCUGUGACGAGGUAUGAUCUGGGGCAAAAUAGUGCUUCAGUGAUAGAAGCACUUUCACAAGUGCCGUCAAAGGAACUGGUGAUCUUGCUAACCCAACACGCAACUUUGCCUCGUCUCAUCACAAAUUCACUUCACAUCUUGGCAAUCAAUACUGUACAAAAUGGAUUGAAAGGAUUACGAAACGAACAGCAAAAGUAUGCAGAUCAGAUUGCCAACAUACUGAGAAGGCUCAUCUCACGUGGUGAUCCUUCACAAGCUAGACGAUUGGUUCCUACCCACGCUUCUUUGAUCGAUUUGGCAGUUUGUAUGAAUUCCAAAGAUAUCCUCGCACGUUUGGUAGAUGAGAAAGGAGCAGAAGAUAUAUUGAAAGCAGUGGUGACAGCAUACAGUUCUGCCUCAUCAUCAAAAGACACAGGAAGUAUUGCUCCUGCCGCUAAAGUACUUGCAAGGCUUCUGUACGCUUUGCCAAGGUGGAAACAUGCCUCAAACGCUGCAGCCAGAAAAGGUCAGACCUCGAAAGCACCUUUUCCCAGCUCUAAAGAUGUAGAGAAGCUCUUUGACUCUUUCCAGAAGCACUACUUGUCCAUAAAACUGUCUACUACUGUCACUGCGGCUGAUGAAUCUAAGCUUUACAGCAAAAUUUCCAUAUUGGAGGCAACUUGGGCUUUACUGGAAAGGCAGGUAUCGAUUGAUGCCUUACAUGCAGCGGAUCUGGACAGAUUAUUGGCCAAUUCAACAAAUAAUUCGGGUGUCGCACCUUUGGUUGAUUUGCCGCUCUUCGUGGAUCUAGCAUUGGUCAAGCCAUUGGUCCCAUUAUUGCGCAAAAUUGGUGCCCGCUCUCAGUCUCUUGAUUUAUUGGCACAAAAAAUAGAAACAUUAUCCUCAAAGGAAGGAUCGAGUAUCAGCAGUUUAAGCUCAGCUUGGAAGCAGGUAGUUGAUUUAUCACAAAGAGAUACGGUCAUACAAGGAAGAAGUCAUUCAAGUAUCAAUCCUGAACUGCUCUCCACUAUUACGGCCAUCAUGCCGCAAUGGGAACAACACUUAGACAAGCUCAAGGAUAAAUUGUCAAACUCGCCUUAUUUGGAUCAAUCGAAUGAUUUGAUCAUUCAAAUGCUUCUGGAUGAAGGAGAGCCGCAAAUAGGUGAUAUCGGUGCACCCAGCACGUCAACAGUCUCUGCUCAAUCAAUGGAUCCUAUGGAACUUCUACGACAACGUGCAAAUGUGUUUGACGAUGAGCCUUUAGAAUCUUCCAAAUUGAUUUAUGGAGGAGGAAAAGGUAAAGGUCGCAAUACCAAAAUCGCUUUGGGCUCAGGUCUUUCUGAUGAAAUGAAAGCAGCAAUCAUUGCACGUGCAGAAGCACCUGAUUCCGAUGAAGAAGAUCGUGAAGAAUGGGAUCCGUUUGCUGAGAGUAGUGGAAUGAAUAGGUUGGAAGUUGGAUUUGAAGAAGAGUUGGACGAAGAGGGAGAUCAAUAUACGGGUAAUGUCUCCAUUCGUAAACCUGCGGCUGAUGAAGAGGGAAGUGAAGAGGAACAAGAUCAUAUCGAAGAAGCAGAAGCAGACGGACGUCAUGGUGGAGCAGGACACGGUGCAAUCCACAGCAAUACUGCCAAGGCCAAUGUAGAAUCCGAAAGAGCUGCCGAACGUAUUAUGAUCACGGCCUGGAAAGAGAGUGGACCUGGUUUAUUCGAGAAACAACAUAGAGGAAGUUCAGGAAGAAAGCAACUCGUUGCACGAUUGAAUGAUAUUCCAACAAGUAAUAAACGAUGGGAUGAUCAAUUAAUUGAAAGUUGGGCAACAAUGUUUAACAGAAAUCCAAGAAAAGAUAAACUUUUGGCCAAUGUGGAUGAUUUGAUGAGAAUCGGAAAUACAAACAGGGCACCAAUUCCAUCUACUCAAGAUUCAGAAGAUGGUAUUUCGGAAAAUCGCUCUAAAUUUGGUCCUGAUCGUGGACGUGGUGGGCGAAUCUUAGGCGGAGGAGGGCAGCAUUCACGUGGCGGAGGAAGAGGAGGGAAUAGAGGUGGUAGAGGCAGAGGCGGUGGCGGUGGCAACAAUAGAGGCAAUCGUGGUAAGCCCGGGCGUGGGGGACAUUAGCAGGUGUUCCUUUUUUGACGUCUGUACUAUUAACUUGACAAUAGCAUCUCUACCAUUCCGUGGGAGAUACCUGUCAGCAACAAAUAAGCGAGGUCUCGUGGGUAUUUAAACGUAUAGCACAAUGCAGGCACAAGCCACAUUUCACACUCAGCUAAGUGUCUAAUUUUAUGGUGAAAGAGUCGGAAUUAUAAGGAAGUGGAAAAUGAUUAAGCGAGGCACAGUAAGAAAGAUUGCAAAGCAAUAAAGAAUGUAAUUGAAUGUUGAGGUAUGCAAUGCGAAUCAAAACGGCAAAAAGUCAUGCAGUCUGAAUGUACAUUGACCACAUGUAAGCAAGGAUGACAGCCUUUACCCCGCACA
This is a messenger RNA of Meira miltonrushii, 2466 nucleotides long. RefSeq lists its product as uncharacterized. The record is from RefSeq and is a predicted model, not a curated record. The transcript has a single exon. Lineage: Eukaryota; Fungi; Basidiomycota; Exobasidiomycetes; Exobasidiales; Brachybasidiaceae. The coding region runs from base 16 to 2109 and encodes 697 amino acids.